Rubroshorea leprosula is the source of this 1093-nucleotide messenger RNA. The record is from the annotation of a GenBank genome assembly. NCBI's taxonomy places the organism in Eukaryota, Viridiplantae, Streptophyta, Magnoliopsida, Malvales, Dipterocarpaceae.
AAUUUUUGGUUCUCUCUCUCCCGAACCAGUCUUCUUCCUUCUCAGCCGGCAGCCACCUUCUUCCUCUUUCUCCAAUCACCAUCACCACCAUCACGACCAUCCUCCUUCUCUCCUUCUCUCCCGAUCUUUCUGUUCUUUCAAAAGAAAAAAAAAAUCGCCACAAGCAAAUGUGGGAUUUGAGGGGGGGCGGCAGAGAACAGAAAAAAUUUUCAGAUCACCGCCUCCCUUCAUCCCCCGUUUUCCAUCAUCACCGUCACCAUCACCUUCUUCCUCUUUCUUCGAUCACCACCACCACCGGCAUCAUCGACCAUCACCUCCAUCUUCGGCUUCUCCAUCUUUCUCCGAUAUCUUCAUCUCCGAUCAUCAUAGAACAAAAAAAAUGAAAUGAUGAAGUCCAUUUUCAGAUCUGGAAGUUUGGGUAGCCGACAGCCUCGCAAAAGGGACAAAAACGCAGAAAUUCCUCCUCUUCCUGAACCAUUCCCGUGGCCCAGCACCCACCAUGCCGGCGAGUGAACAGCGGUUGGUUCGCGAUGGCUGUGUUCUUCACCCGAGGAUGCAGGGAUUUGGCGAAAUCUCAAUCGUCAUCCGACUGAAACAAAUCUGCAAACCAGGCUGUUUGGUAAGGCAGUUAAAAUUCAGAAGAUAACAAGUAACGAAUAGCGGAAGCGAGUAGCCGUUAACAAAUAAUGGACGCCGGACAGUGGAAGGUGGGUAAUGGAUGAGGGCUUUAGGGUAGAAAUGGAGGGGUUCUUUCGGUCAAGUCUGGUGUUGACGGCGGGGAAAAGGAGGGUUUUUUUUGGGCUGGAAGGGAACUGUGUUUGAGGAAGGAGAUUGAGGAAUUUAUCCUCGGUCGCCUAGGUAUAGUUCUGAACAGAGGAUUUUUGUUAGGAAAAUGGUGAAGGAGAUGGGGGAAGCUUGAUGCCAUGGGUGGGAUUCCUUCCAUCAGAUCCAAAUCUAUUUUUCUUUCAAAAAUCCGCCGUGCUUGUUUUUAUUUUUUUGUGGGAGUUUGUUUUCCUAGAUCUGAUGUUAAGAUUGUGUAUGUUUCGGUGGAAAAUGAAAGAAAAAUCAAAAAAAAAAAAAGUUGUUCGGUUUA